CGGGAGGCCGUGCGGGCCGCGCACCAAGCCGGCGCCGCCUGGGGCCGCCUCCCCGCCAAGGAGAGGAGCCUGCGGCUGCGGCGCUGGUACGAGCUGAUGCUGGAGAACAAGGAGGAGCUGGCAAGGAUCAUCACGGCCGAGAACGGGAAGCCUCUGAAAGAAGCACAGGGUGAAAUCCUGUAUUCUGCCUCCUUUCUGGAGUGGUUUGCGGAGGAAGCUCGCCGGGUUUAUGGUGAUGUCAUUCCAGCCUCUGCAAAAGACAGAAGAAUCCUGGUGCUGAAGCAGCCUGUAGGAGUGGCAGCCGUUAUAACCCCAUGGAAUUUCCCCAGCGCCAUGAUUACCCGGAAGGUUGGUGCAGCUCUGGCAGCUGGCUGUACGGUGGUCGUGAAACCUGCAGAGGACACACCUUUAUCAGCAUUAGCUCUUGGGGAGCUUGCAAACCAGGCUGGAAUUCCAGCAGGAGUGUAUAAUGUCGUUCCUUGUUCCAGACAACAGACGCCAGCUGUAGGGGAAGUUCUGUGCACUGAUCCCUUGGUAGCCAAAAUAUCUUUUACUGGCUCUACAGCAACAGGAAAGGGGAAGCCUCUGAAAGAAGCACAGGGUGAAAUCCUGUAUUCUGCCUCCUUUCUGGAGUGGUUUGCGGAGGAAGCUCGCCGGGUUUAUGGUGAUGUCAUUCCAGCAUCUGCAAAAGACAGAAGAAUCCUGGUGCUGAAGCAGCCCGUAGGAGUGGCAGCCGUUAUAACCCCAGUAAGCAGUUCUGGGCAGCGAAGAGCCGUGCCUACAGUUUACGCUACCUGUGUUUGCACAAACCGUUUCCUGGUGCAAAAGGGAAUCCACGACGAAUUUGUGGAGAAGUUUGCUAAAGCUAUAGAGAGAGAACUACAUGUUGGAAGUGGAUUUGAUGCCAAAACUACCCAAGGGCCACUAAUUAAUGAAAAAGCAGUGGAGAAGUCAUCCAGAGUGGAUGAAUGGAUAGAUUCAACACAAUAUAAAGUACUGGUUUUCUUUUUUCAUGAUUGUUUUCAGACCUGUGUUUGCACAAACCGUUUCCUGGUGCAAAAGGGAAUCCACGACGAAUUUGUGGAGAAGUUUGCUAAAGCUAUAGAGAGAGAACUACAUGUUGGAAGUGGAUUUGAUGCCAAAACUACCCAAGGGCCACUAAUUAAUGAAAAAGCAGUGGAGAAGGUGGAGAGACACAUCAGUGACGCCGUUUCUCAAGGAGCAUCUGUUGUGACUGGAGGGAAACGACACAGCCUGGGGAAGAAUUUCUUUGAGCCAACAUUACUUAGUAACGUUACAACAAAAAUGCUUUGCACCCAAGAGGAGACAUUUGGCCCGUUAGCACCAGUUAUCAAAUUUGAUACUGAAGCAGAGGCUGUUGCUAUAGCAAACGCAGCUAACGUGGGUUUAGCAGGAUAUUUCUACUCCCAAGACCCAGCUCAGAUCUGGAGGGUUGCAGAACAGCUGGAAGUUGGAAUGGUUGGUGUUAAUGAAGGCAUCAUCUCCGCAGUGGAGAGUCCCUUUGGUGGGGUAAAACAGUCUGGCUUGGGGCGAGAAGGUUCAAAAUACGGCAUCGAUGAAUACUUGGAAAUAAAAUAUGUCUGCUUUGGGGGCUUAUAGAAAUCUUCAAAAAGCACAAUCCCAACAGCUUGGAAAAAGAGUGCUGUAGUUUUAAAUAAGCUUUUUGAACCAGAAAUAUGUACGAAUGCAACUUUUACCUUCUUUACAACUAAGCAACCCCGUUCUGUAUGUGUAGAGCUAUUGACAGUGUUCUGUGCUGCCAUAUGUUUUUACAUGUUCUUUAUUUAUACAUUGGGUUUUUCAGCAAUGUGAUCGCAGUUGCCCAUCAUUUUUAAGUAAGGAGUAAGGAAAAAUGCACGUGGGUUAUUCUUGGGCUACUCCUGUGUAACUGGGGGGGCUUGGAGACUUGUGCAUAAUCAAAAUAAAUCAUAAGGCAAGGGGAAACCAGACCACCAUUUGCUGCUGCCUCUAAUGGUUCAGGGUGGAUGUGCGAGGCUUUGGGCAGUCUCCCUUUAGAAUUUUGUGUAAAUACUCACAUUUUCUAAUGUGGUUAUGUGACUUUCUUUUAGAAGCAGGUAUGUGUCUUUUUUUUUUUUUUUUUUUUUUUUAAAUUGUGGAAGAAUCUGUUGCUUAUGAAAGGUGAGGAACUGCUUUUAGCUACAGGUAGACAUUGGUGCAGGCAAAGGGGCUGUUUCAGUGCACGUUAACUUGCAGAAUUGUAAGGGGACACUCUAAGGGCUGUGUGGCAGAAGCACAAGUGGUGACACGAUAUAAACUCCCUUCCAUGAAAAGAAUGUGACUCUCCUUGAGAAGCACAUUCACUGAUGUAAAUGUUUCUCAGUGUCUAAAGGAGCAUUACUCACCACCUCCAAAGAACAGGAGCAGUAAGAUGGUUCCGUUGUUGUGGGCUCUGUGCCUUGAAUUGGGUUUUGUGGUUACACAGCUGAAUGUCCAUGAGGGAGGAAGUUUUAGACACCUCUGAACUUGGCUAACUUGUCACCUAAUAAAGAUUUAAAUAGAAGUGAUUAAGGGUGAGACUUCUAUACGUGACCUUGCUAUCUUGUCAUCUUCAAAAGAUGAUGUCAAGCUUCCUUAAUACUAAAUAAACAUUGCUGUUUAAACAUUAUUUUAAUGGCAGUCAAAAGAAGCACUUUAAAAAAAUGUGCAAUGUUAAUUUGGCAAAUAAAAUCAGCACUGCAGAGGCUAAGGGGAACAAAAUUUGUUUCCUGUGCUGGUUAACUUUAUUUGGUGAGCCUUUACCCAUUAACGAUUAAAAAUAAAUAAAAAAAAGAAGGGCACAGAGCUCUUCUUCCUAUACACUAAUGAAUGUAGCCUAUGAAAUGGGAUAUUUUAAGAUAUUUUAUCCAAUCAGGCAAAGAGGUACCAGGUACCACAACACUUGGGGGGAGGGAGGGAAAGGAGGGGGCGCUGGGGAAAGGCAGCAAGAUAGAACUGAGUGUCAUGGGUUUUUUUUAAAGCGCACAUAAGGUAGCAUUGACUGCUACUGAGUAUUUCUCAAUGUUUUUUAAUGGUUGUAUUUGUGGAACACUUGAGACCAGGUGGGUCUGGAGCACAUUAUCUGUCAGUAGUGUGUGUGCAUCGUGCCAACAGAAGGGUGGUUAAAGGACACUUACUGCCCUUCCAGUAAUUUCCAAUGCACCAAAAAUGCAUAUUUAAGAUAGUGAGGACUUAAUACCAAUAUCAUUUGUGGCAUAUGUGCUACACUGCCUGUGAACUGCAGUAUAAGGUCAAAAUUAAAGUAAUCUCAUUUACUACUUUAUGACUGCAGCAUCUUGAAUGUUGGUGUACUUCUUGGAACAGUGCAGUUGAAGGAUAAUUUUUUUAACCUACUGCUCUAUUCAUUGCAAAUUUGUUGAUCUGAUGCAUUGGUGCAUUUAAAAUUGUGAUGUCUUUUCUGAGAAACAGCACUGUUAAAAUUAAUGAGUAAAUGUUUACUUCUUUCCUAGCAAAUAAUACCUUUUACUAUGCCUGAUAACAAGCACAAACCAUAAUUAAAGAUGAGGUAUGUAAUAAACUUCAAAAAAUACCUUUGUCUGGAUUGGAUUGUGGUUGGAUUCCAGCAUAGUAUCCUUGUGUCAGUAAGGUCUACAUCAGUGAAGCACAGAAUAAUCUUAAAGUUGUCUUCAUAGCAAAAGCUGUGAUUCUUCAACAGAAGAUAUACUUGAAUUCUCACACCUCAGUUACGUUGAUUACACUUGUGAUAGUUUAGCAAUUUCUGGAUAUUUUAAAACUGUGAUGGAAUAACAUUUCCAAUUAAUAAAUAACUUCUGUGAAAGCA
Molecule: messenger RNA, 3820 nt
Organism: Calidris pugnax (ruff)
Lineage: Eukaryota; Metazoa; Chordata; Aves; Charadriiformes; Scolopacidae
Gene: ALDH5A1
Product: aldehyde dehydrogenase 5 family member A1
Exons: 11
Coding region: 97-1620 (507 amino acids)
Molecular function (GO): succinate-semialdehyde dehydrogenase (NAD+) activity
Source: RefSeq, a predicted model, not a curated record